Messenger RNA from Macrosteles quadrilineatus (aster leafhopper), 777 nucleotides. RefSeq lists its product as uncharacterized. The record is from RefSeq and is a predicted model, not a curated record. The coding region runs from base 1 to 777 and encodes 258 amino acids. NCBI's taxonomy places the organism in Eukaryota, Metazoa, Arthropoda, Insecta, Hemiptera, Cicadellidae. The transcript has a single exon.
AUGCCUGUACCUACGAAGAAAUGUUUGAAGAAGAUAGCUUCAGAUUUCCAAGAAAAGUGGAACUUCCCCAAUUGCAUAGGGGCUAUAGAUGGAAAACAUUUUCGUAUCAAACGUCCUCCUAAAUCGGGUAUUAUGUACCGAAACUACAAAGGAUCUUAUUCAAUAAAUGUCCUUACUGUUACAGACGCGAAUUAUAAGUUUCUAUUUGUUGAUGUGGGUGGCUACGGUAAGGACAGUGACGGAGGGAUGUUCGGUGCUUCAAAAAUUGGGGCGUUCCUAGAAUCAAAAUGCAUUGAUCUACCUGAAGAAUGCAAUCUACCAAACACCAACAUCGUGGCACCUCAUGUUCUAAUUGGUGAUGAAGGCUUCCCAUUGCGAACAUAUCUGAUGAGACCAUAUCCGAGGAGACAACUGUUACCAGGAGGGGAAAAAGAUGUCUUCAAUUACAGACUAGCAAGGGCAAGAAUGGUGGUAGAAUGUUCGUAUGGGAGUAUAAAAACCAAGUUUAACGUGCUGUCACUUCCCAUUGAGACGAAGGUGGAAAACGCAGUCGUUAUUAUCAAGGCAAUCAUGCUCUUCCAUAACGUCAUUCGAGAAAGAGAUGGGAUUAGUGAAGAAGAAGCUCAGUCCUUUAGGGAGGUGGCGGAGAAAGGUUCCAAGGGUGCUCCUCGCGUGGAAAACAACAGCACCACUAACCAAGCUAAGAUUAUUAGGAAAAGGUUUUCCUCCUACUUUGUGCGCCGGGAAGGUGUAAUGCCACACCAGAUGCUUCUGUAG